GCGAGAGAAAUCAUCAUUGCCUUCCAAUGGAACUAGGUGGACAGGAACAAAAGAAAUAAAGAUGAGACUAUAAUAGAGAUAAGACCAUCUUUGUUUAGUUGCGCUUCCACAAAUUCUUUUUUAUUAUAUAAAAUCUCCAUUAAUAUUCAAUAUUGAUAAUUGCUCUUCCACAGCUCUUAUAUAUAGGAGGGUAGCCAAGCUAUCAAAACGGCAGUGUGAGCUUCAUGAUCAGUUGUGAGAAACUAACUAAAAGAAAGAUCACCAUGGCCACCAGUCCCCUGUCUUCCACCUCCCUCACUUCUUUCCAUCAUGCUUUCCUUCUUCUACUUCUUCUGUAUCCAUGUUGCUGUUUGCAAAAAUCUUUUGAUGCCCACAAUGCUAAAGUCACUUCUUUUCUGGCAGCAGAUGUCUGCAACCAAUCUUCUAAAGUUGAUCAUAACAAAGGCUUAUCCUUAGAAUUAGUGCAUAAGCACGGUCCAUGCUUUGCACUGAAUCAUGAUAAGAACAAGACAGAAAAAUCUUCCUCUUAUCAUGAGGAAAUGCUCCUUCAAGACCAAGUUCGAGUGGAUUCAAUCCAUGCUAGAUUUUCCAGAUACCAAAGCCAGUUGUCUAGUGCUUUCAAGGAGAUGCAGACGACGGUGCCUAUCCAGUCUGGAAUUGACAUGGGCACCGGCAAUUACGUUGUUACCGUGGCUCUUGGAACGCCAAAAAAGGAAUUUACGCUUGUUUUUGACACUGGCAGCGACAUUACUUGGACACAAUGCGAGCCAUGCGUAGGAUCUUGCUACCGGCAAGCUCAACCAAAGUUUGAUCCACGGAAGUCCUCCUCCUACAAAAAUGUUUCUUGUUCUUCAGCUUCUUGCAAUUUAAUCCGCGAAGCAGGUGGCGCAAAGGGUUGCUCUUCCUCAACAUGUCUCUACCAAGUGGCGUAUGGCGAUGGCUCCUAUUCCAUGGGAUUUUUUGCUACGGAAAAGCUGACCAUUUCAUCAUCUGAUGUGUUCAAAAAUUUCUUAUUCGGCUGCGGCCAAGAAAACGACGGCCUCCUUGGCAAAUCAGCCGGUUUGCUAGGACUUGGACGCAGCAAGUUAUCUUUAGCAUUUCAAACAGCCAGCAAAUACAAAAAGCUCUUUUCGUACUGUAUACCAACUCUCUUGAGCUCAACCGGCCACCUCAGUUUCGGUGGCAAACUCCCAAAGUCUGUGAAAUUCACUCCGCUAUCACCAAAAUUCAAAAACACCCCUUUUUAUGGCAUUGACAUCACUGGAAUAAGCGUCGGUGGCCGAAAACUAUCCGUGAAUGCUUCAUUUUUUACUAAGGCCGGCGCCAUCAUUGACUCCGGUACAGUCAUCACUCGGCUGCAGCCCACAGCUUAUUCUGUACUAAGCUCUACGUUUCAAGAAUUUAUGAAAGAUUAUCCCAUGACUGACGGGGUCUCCAUUUUGGACACAUGCUAUGAUUUUAGCGAUUAUGACAAGGUUUACGUGCCCAAGAUUAGCAUUUUCUUGAAAGGUGGGAUUGAGAUCGGGGUAGAAUUGCAAGGGAUUAUGAUCGCCGUAAAGGGCCUGGAGAAGGUGUGCCUGGCUUUUGCAUCGACUAGUGAUGAUAGCGAUAUUGCUAUUUUGGGAAAUGCUCAGCAAAAGAGCUAUGAGGUGGUCCAUGAUCUUGCAAAGGGAAGAAUUGGAUUUGCUCCUGGUGGUUGUAGCUAGCUAAAAGAAGAUAAGGGGGAAAAAGUCUCAACCUAAAAAAAAUUGAACGAAGUUUAGGAAAUAGCCAACAGGAUUAUGUAGAAGCUUAUGGUACGUAAUAACCUCAGGAAAGAGGAUUGAGCAUGCCUUAUGGCACAAUUAACCAAGAGUGAUCAAAGCUCAAAAAUGGUUGUGGUUAUUGUAUAAUUAGCCAUAAAUUAAUACCUGUGUAUAAUUAAAUAGUUGAUCAAAACCUGAAAAUUGGAAAUA
Molecule: messenger RNA, 1955 nt
Organism: Hevea brasiliensis (rubber tree)
Lineage: Eukaryota; Viridiplantae; Streptophyta; Magnoliopsida; Malpighiales; Euphorbiaceae
Product: aspartyl protease family protein At5g10770-like
Exons: 3
Coding region: 225-1706 (493 amino acids)
Biological process (GO): proteolysis
Molecular function (GO): aspartic-type endopeptidase activity
Source: RefSeq, a predicted model, not a curated record